This is a messenger RNA of Spodoptera exigua (beet armyworm), 279 nucleotides long. The record is from the annotation of a GenBank genome assembly. Lineage: Eukaryota; Metazoa; Arthropoda; Insecta; Lepidoptera; Noctuidae.
AUGGAGAAGGUCGGCAAACGAGCUAACGGAUUACCUGAUGGUAAGCAAUCAGCGCCGCCCGUGGACACCCGCAACGGAGGAGUUACGAAAGUGUACUACGAGAAGCAGCGAUAUGAUGGCUGGUUCAACAACAGAGCUUACCCCGACUGGGGUUCCGUUGCCAACACGUUUAUCACGUCCGCCGCUCUGAUUGGGUUAUUCCAAGAUAACAAACACAUCAAUCAGGCUAAACCUGCAUGGAUGGCGUGGCUGGGCAACUGGCUGCUGUACAACAUGUAG